Molecule: messenger RNA, 2059 nt
Organism: Grammomys surdaster
Lineage: Eukaryota; Metazoa; Chordata; Mammalia; Rodentia; Muridae
Gene: Msln
Product: mesothelin
Exons: 17
Coding region: 51-1931 (626 amino acids)
Biological process (GO): cell-matrix adhesion
Cellular component (GO): cell surface
Source: RefSeq, a predicted model, not a curated record
AGAGUCUGCCUGGUAGACACUACUGCAGGUGCCCGUAGGUUGGACAGACCAUGGCCUGGCCAACAGCUCGACCCCUGCUGGGGUCCUGUGGAAGUCCCGUCUGCAGUCAAAGUUUCCUACUGCUUCUCCUUAGUCUUGGGUGGAUACCACCUCUGCAGACCCAGACGACAAGGAUGAGUCAGGAAACCACAUUCCUCCAUGCUGUGAACGGUGCCAGUGACUUUGCCAGUCUUCCCACAGGCCUCUUUCUCAGCCUGACAUGUGAUGAGCUAUCAGGCCUGAGCAUGGAACAUGCCAAGGAGCUGGCUAUGACUGUGAGACAGAAGAACAUCACGCUCCGGGUACAUCAGCAGCUGCGCUGUCUGGCACGUCGCCUUCCUAAGCACCUCACCAUCGAGGAGCUGGAUGCUCUCCCACUGGACCUGCUGCUCUUCCUCAACCCAGCCAUGUUUCCGGGGCAACAGGCUUGUGCCCACUUCUUCUCCCUCAUCUCUAAAGUCAAUGUAGAUGUACUCCCACGGAGAUCUCUGGAGCGUCAGAGGCUGCUGACGGAGGCUCUGAAAUGCCAGGGUGUGUAUGGAUUUCAAGUCAAUGACGCAGAUGUGCGGGCUCUCGGAGGCCUGGCCUGUGACCUGCCUGGGAAAUUUGCGGCCAAAUCUUCAGAAGUCCUCCUCCCCUGGCUGGCAAGAUGCCGAGGGCCCCUGGACCAGGGCCAGGAAAAGGCAGUCAGGGAGGUUCUGAGAAGUGGAAGAGCUCCAUAUGGCCCCCCGUCAAAGUGGUCAGUCUCCACCCUGGACGCUCUGCAGGGCUUGCUGGCAGUGUUGGAUGAGUCCAUCAUCCACAGCAUCCCCAAGGAUGUCAUAGCUGAAUGGCUGCAACGCAUCUCCAGAGAUCCUUCCUGGCUGGGAUCUAAGCUGACUGUCAUACACCCAAGGUUCCGGCGGGACACAGAACAGAAAGCCUGCCCUCCAGGGAAGGAGGCCACUGUGGUGGAUGAAAACCUCAUUUUCUACCAGAAUUGGGAGCUGGAGGCUUGUGUAAAUGGUACCAUGCUAGCCAGCCAGAUGGACCUUGUGAAUGAGUUUCCCUUCACCUACGAGCAGCUCAACAUCUUCAAGCACAAACUGGACGAGACCUACCCACAAGGCUAUCCUGAGUCUCUGAUCCAGCAGCUGGGUCACUUCUUCAGAUAUGUUAGCCCUGAGGACAUCCACCGGUGGAACGUGACCUCACCAGACACAGUGAAAACUCUGCUCAAAGUCAGCGAAGGACAAAAGAUGGAUGCUCAGGUGAUUGCCUUGGUCGCCUGCUAUCUUCGAGGAGGAGGCCAGCUGGACGAGGACAUAGUAAAAGCCCUGGAGGACAUCCCAUUAAGCUACCUAUGUGACUUCAGCCCCCAGAAUCUGCACUCUAUACCCUCCAGUGUUAUGUGGCUGGUCGGGCCCCAAGACCUGGACAAGUGCAGCCAGAGGCAUCUGGGUAUCCUCUAUCAGAAGGCCUGCUCAGCCUUCCAGAACCUGAGUGGAACGGAAUACUUUGAGAAAAUCAGGACAUUCCUGGGCGGGGCCUCCAUGGCGGACCUGCGGGCCCUCGGUCAGCACAAUGUGAGCAUGGACAUAGCCACUUUCAAGAAGCUGCAGGUGGAUUCCCUGGUGGGGCUGAGUGUGGCUGAGGUACAGAAACUUCUGGGGCCACACAUUGUGGACCUGAAGACAGAGGAGGAUAAAAGCCCCAUCCGGGACUGGCUUUUUCGGCAGCAGCAGAAAGACCUGGACAGGCUGGGUUUGGGACUUCAGGGUGGCAUCCCCAAUGGCUACCUGGUCCUGGACGUCAAUGUCCGAGAGGCCUUCUCCAGUGGAGCCCCACUCCUUGGGCCAGGAUUUGUGUUUGCAUGGAUUCCAGUUCUGCUCCCAGCUUUAAGACUGAGCUGAGACCACCACCCCUAAAGCUCCUGGCCCCAGCUCUACAGGGGCCAUCUUGACCAGGAAGGACUACCAGGGGUCAUUGCCAAAGUUUGAGGACUCUUGAAUUCAAUAAACAGUGGCAUGUGCCCCCUUGA